AUGAGUAAAGCAUUGACACUGGAGUUAAUCCACAUGAAAACCAAAACGAAUCGAAUAGACAGCAUUAAGAAUUUAAACCUUUGGGGAAACGACUUAGAUGACAUUUCUAUAGUUAAUUAAAUGAAUGCUUUAGAAGUGCUUUCUCUUUCUGUUAACAAUAUCUCUACUCUAAAGGAUGUCCAAAAUUGCUAUAAUCUCAGAGAGCUCUACUUGAGAAAAAACUCUCUCUCUGACAUUCAGGAAGUUAGAUAUUUGCAGCCUUUAAGAAAGCUUAGAAUUUUAUGGCUCGGUGAAAAUCCAAUAGCAGAUAUCUAAGGUUACAGGCAAUUUGUGAUUAAGUGCCUUCCUCAAAUUGAGAAGUUAGAUAAUGACAUGAUUUCAGGAGAAGAAAAAUAGAGAUCUGACAAUGUUGAUCUAGAUGAUUUCGGGGGACAGGUACCCUAAUCUAAAAUUUCCCCACCGAGAAAGGAAUAAUUGCAAGCAUACAAUCAACCUCCGAAAAGAGCAUAAACAUAAUUCUAGGCUUAGUAAGAUUUCUCAGGAGAUGAUAUGAUGGAUAAUUUUGUAUCAUAAAAGCAACCUUAGGCCUAAUUUGCAUAUGGUGGUGGAGGGAAAGUUCAAAGAAGUCCACCGUAAAGCAAAAGGAACAUUGUCCAAGAUGGUUAUAACUCACCAAGGUCCAACAAUCGUAAUGACAGAAAUAUCUCGCCUCAAGAGAAUUUCGGAGGAGCUGGGGCUGGUUUCGCUGCAGCAAAGGUAAAACAUUCUCCUAAAUAGAGUUAUCAAUAACAAUAUGAUUCACAGCUUGACAGAGGCAUCGGUGGUGGAAUGUAUGAUGAACCUCCAAGAUAAUAUGAGCAGCAGCAGUAAUAGAGAAAACCAUAUCAAUAGGCGUAACAGCAAAUGCCUCAUCAUAACUACUAAAGAGCAUAGACUGCAUAGGUUGAUUAUGAAAGAAAUGAACAAAGUCCGAUAGGUAAUAAAAAGGCAGGUGGCGGUGGCGCUGGUGAUCUUACUGGCCAACUGCAGCCUCACUAGGUUAGAGAGAAGAAAAAUGGAACCAGAGAGCAAUUUAGGAACGAAAAUAUUCUCUGUGCAAUAAUUGCAUUAAUGAAGGAACUUGACAAGAGUGGUCUUGAAUUCGUAAAGAAAGAUUGUGAGAAGAGACUAUAGAAAUUAGAGUGA
This is a messenger RNA of Stylonychia lemnae, 1185 nucleotides long. The record is from the annotation of a GenBank genome assembly. Lineage: Eukaryota; Ciliophora; Spirotrichea; Sporadotrichida; Oxytrichidae.